UCUUCUAGAGUUAGAUUGCGGGGUGAUGUCAUUUGAUAGGGAGAGGAGAGUGACGUUACUACGCGUUCGGCUGCUGAUGUGGAAGCAGCGUUUCAGUAUUUUCUUCAGAGAGAAAGUGAACUGAGAAAGAUGUAUACUUUACCUGGAUCCGGAGCGACCAACACCUCUAAAUUAACCGAAGAGCAAAGAAAGCAGCUUUGUGGAUUACUGGGGAAUGUGGAACUGACUCUUCUCUACAAAGCUUCUGUUCAUGGAUAUAAUGCUUCUAUCUUCCACCAGCGAUGUGACCGUCAGGGUCCAACAUUACUUGUGGCCUACAACCGUUCAGGCUACAUCUUUGGUGGAUACACUAGUGUAGAGUAUGCUCAAAGCGGGCAGCAUAUUAGAGAUGAGAAAGCUUUCCUGUUCAGCUUUCAAGGCAAUAAUCCUGUGCGCUUCAAUGUUAGCAGUGGAUGUAAUGCCCGUCUUGAUAACACCGGAGGACCCAACUUUGGCCAAAAGCUGUACUUUUGCUACAACAACCAAGCAGCUGUAUAUGAUCAAUCAGGGCAAAUAUAUGAUAAUGCAUUCACUUUUAGUUCUGCAACACUAUAUGGGAACGACACUCAGCUGACUGAAUGCGAGGUGUACAAAGUGGAGCAAAGAAGUACUCAGGUCAGUAUCAAGGAGAAACCAUGGAGGAAUGUUCUGUGGACAGCUGAACGAAGAGACGAGCUCAUGAAAAUGAUAAGGAAUCAUAAACCCCUGAUAACAUCUGUCAGUCGUGUUCGAAUCCUAAUGAUCGGUCCUGUAGGUGCUGGAAAAUCCAGUUUCUUCAACUCCAUCAACUCCAUCUUCAUGGGCCGCAUAACCAGUAAAGCCAUGUCAGGAUCUGCAGGCACUAGCCUCACCACACAGUUUCGCACAUACCCAGUGAAAGACGGUCGUGAGGGAAAGCCACUGCCGUUUGUGUUGUGUGACACCAUGGGACUCGAGGAGCAAUCAGGUGCAGGACUGGAUAUUGAGGACAUCAGCAGCAUUCUUCAAGGUCACGUACCAGACCGCUAUAAAUUCAACCCCACAUCAUCAUUUCAACCGGAUGAGCAAAAGGCCUCCAAACCUGCUUCUCUAAAGGAGAAGAUCCACUGUGUGGUGUACGUGAUAGACGCCACCAAAAUCUCCCUCAUGUCUGACAAACUAGAGGAAAAACUUGCUGCCAUACGCAGAAAAGUGAACUCACUGGGCAUUGCUCAGAUCGUCUUGAUGACAAAAGUAGAUGAAGCAUGUUCUCUAGUGGAGGAAGAUCUUCAAAGCCUUUAUGUCAGUUCCUACAUCAAGACGAAGGUUCAGGAGGUGAGCUCUCGGUUGGGUGUGCCGGUGUCUUGUGUGUUACCGGUGAAGAACUACAGUCAGGAGCUGGAGCUGGAGCUCAACUGUGACGUCCUGCUUCUCACCGCUCUACAGCAGAUGCUCAACUUUGCAGACGACUAUCUGGAUGAUGUUGAUCCUGUGUAGGGCAACUUUUUUAAACAUGCUUUUCGUAGAGUUUUUCCUCAGUUCCUGCUGAGAUGCAGCCAGAUUGUUACAUUGGCAUUAAUAGCAUAUAGGUGGCUUAGUUUCCAUCUCUGUACAAUAAUGUAUUUUAAGUUAGGAGAUUGGUAUAUUACUUGUAUUAGAUUUAUAUUGCAGCUCAUUUAAUGCAAGAAUGCUGUAAGAUCAAUCUGAUCAAGUUUACAGUAGCCUAUAACAUUACAAAUUAGGACUGUCACACUGUUCUAAAAGAAAUGCAGCUUUUCAUUAGUAAAGUCCUUUUUGGAAUGAGCUAUUCCUUAUUUGAAAGCAAAAACUGUAAAUUAAUUCUGUAUGGCUUGCUGAUUGCAAUUAAAUAUUAUCAUACCAAGUUA
This is a messenger RNA of Megalobrama amblycephala (Wuchang bream), 1883 nucleotides long. Its product is annotated as interferon-induced protein 44-like. The record is from RefSeq and is a predicted model, not a curated record. Lineage: Eukaryota; Metazoa; Chordata; Actinopteri; Cypriniformes; Xenocyprididae. Gene Ontology annotation, molecular function: GTP binding. The coding region runs from base 130 to 1494 and encodes 454 amino acids. The transcript is spliced from 8 exons.